This is a messenger RNA of Sporothrix brasiliensis 5110, 4287 nucleotides long. RefSeq lists its product as uncharacterized. The record is from RefSeq and is a predicted model, not a curated record. Lineage: Eukaryota; Fungi; Ascomycota; Sordariomycetes; Ophiostomatales; Ophiostomataceae. Bases 1 to 4287 code for a protein of 1428 amino acids. The transcript has a single exon.
AUGUCGACAGCGUCCAACCGGACCUCGCGGCCCGACCGCAGCAGCCUACACAACUCGCGGAUGAGUACGAUGAGUGGCCGCCGGCAACGUGCCGGCUCGCGCGCCGCCCGGGUUACCGAGGUGCAGUUCGAGGAGGGCUAUAGCUAUGCCCUCCGCAUCGCCUACCUCAACUACUUGCUGCAGCCCAAGAAAAAGAGAAAAGAAUACGUGGCGGCACCCAAGCCCGUCCGCACACACACGGCAUCCAACAGCGUCGGCGAGCUCAUGAAAGAGUUUGUGCCGUCCGGGUCCUCGUCGUCGUCGGCCAAUAUGAAGCUGCCCCACAGCCUGCGGCAGGCCCUCGAAAAACGCAUGGAGGGCGUGCUGCGUGGCACCGAAAAAAUGCCGGGAUACAGCGACGCGGCGGUCAAGCGCACGUUUGGCGAGGCAUACACCGCGUUUACAGCCGACAACUUCCGCAAGAGCAUUGACAAGGACCGCAAGAUCGAGCCCCUCAUUCUCAUUUUCUACACGUCCGCAAGCAAAGCCCAGGGCCGCGGCAAGGCCGCCGACGACGACUCGUGGAAGCCUCUUGUGGACCGCCACGUUGCCCUCUUUGUGCGGCUGGUCAGCAGCCUGAUGCGCGAUCUGGGCAGCGACCAGGGCCGGCCCGAGUUCAUGGGCCGCCUGGCAACACUCGAGAAGAAGCUGCUCACCAAUGACCAGGACCUGUCUCUCGACACCAACCAGCCGGGCGAGCACAAGACGAUCGAGGUGGAGAUCCCGUUAACGUACGACGUCAAGGAUAUGCCCAUGGUGCAGACCGUCGCCCGCAUUUUUGGGCGGACACAGAGCGAAGUGCAAACGGACAUUGACCGCGACUUAACUCUCUGGACCGAGGAGGCAGCGCUCAAAGAUCUCAAGACGUACCAGCACCAGCUCACGUCAAAUAUGCCGGGUGCGCUGCGCAGCGGGGACUUUGAUCUGGAUGCGGCAUAUGAGGAGUGGAAGAAGACCGAGGUCCACCAGCUGGCGCAGAUGAUGCUGGAUUUGCUGACCGUGCGACCCGACCUUGCCAAGACAUCGACAACAAGCGGUGGUGCGGCAUCUUUGGGUGGCAACGGUGGAGACAAGCCGCUUCCGAUUCGGCCGACGUCCAUGUACGGAGAGGACCAAACUUACGCAGACAUUAGCCGCAUGAUCUCGUCCCAUCCGGACCCUGUGGCGGCCGCCUCGGUCGUGAAUCAGUUCGGGUAUGACGGCUCUAUGGGCUUCUCGUCAUUGUCCUUGGAUGACGGCGCCAGUGGUAGCAGCAUCCGCGCCGUCGAAGAGGCGCCCGAUUUUACAUAUAUUCCGUCGGACCCGCGGUCUUAUUACAAGUUUGUACUAAAGCACGCCAUGUCGUACGACCAGCUACACCCGGACGAAGGGACGAUUGUGUCGGAGGCUGUCCCGCUGCACCGAUCGUCGGUGGACCUGUUGAUUGAGUUGGCGGUGCACUGGCGGAUACCGCAGUUCUCGCGCGAGGUGCUGCUGCUCGACGUCGCAUCACAAAAGUACCUGGAUCUCGAGAUGCGUGCCGAGGAGGUGUACGAGGUGUUUGAGGAUGUCAAAGACAGCGCCUCCCUCGACCACUUGCCGCACAACAAGAAACCGCCGCACAUUCAAAUGUUUGGCCAGCCACUGCACAGCAUCGAGCGCAGCCACUGGGCGUCACGCGACUACGCCUCCUACCAGCAGAUCCUGGUCAAGAUGCAGGAGGCUAUGCUGCGCGAGCUGCUGGAGGUGGCCUCGCAGUGCUACGAGCCGAAACCGCAGUCCAUCGGCCCGACGCUGAUGUUCAUUGAGAACCACAUCCACGGCGACGACGCCUUCCCGCAGCGGCCCGAGGUCAUUGCCCAGUUCGCCGAGGCGCUGACAGCGACGAUGCGCGACCGCGCCGCUGGCUUGUAUCGCGAGUUCUUGGACACCAACAUCCCGCGGGAAGAGGACGACUGGGAUUUUAGUCAUGUGGUGAACCUGGGCAAAGCUGUGGUGGCUGUGUGCGACCGCACGCGCAAGCGGUACCGCAAGAACCCGGAGAUUAUGGGGGUCAGCCCCUUUAAGGAGCUCGUGGGCACCAUGUUCCCGAGCUUCGAGGCCGACGCCAAGGCGAUCAUUGAGCGAAUCGUGCAAAAGGCCAAGGACCGCGGUCUCGAGGUCAACCUGCAGGACGGCUUCGACCUGUACAAGGAGCUCACCGACAUUCGCAAAAUCCACGUCGAGUCACUGCCGGGCAAGCCGUUUGCCUUCCACGUCGAGGGUCUGCUCGAAGAGUUUGUGUGGCGGUGGAUCAAGGGCGCGCAGGAACGCAUGGAGAACAUCGUCGAGGAAGCCAUCAAGCAGGACCAGUUCCAAGUGCGCGUGCAACAACCGGGCGACGUUCCGACGGACGAUGAGCGGCACAGCGUGUCUAUCAUCGACACGUUCCAGGCCUUCAACCAGAGCGUCGACCAAAUCUACCAGCUGGAGUGGGACGACGAUACGCACCAUGCCAAGUUCAUGACGGCACUGGCCAAGGCCUUCACGGCAGGGAUCGGGCGGUACUGCGAGAUUGUCGAGCAGCGCUUCGCCAAGGAGAUGGACCGCCCCUCAGCGCAAGAGCUGGCGGACUCUACGAAGACGACACAGGAGCGCUGGAUGCAGUAUGCCAAGGACGCAUUGAGCAACAAGGAAAAGGUCGAGCCGUUCCAGUUUUACGCCGAGUCGUUUGUCAAGCUCAACAACAUUGAGUACGGCAUGCAGGCGCUGGAUGCCCUGGAAAAGGCGGUCAACGUCGAUGGGUGCGCCGAGGUCUUGAAGCGGGAAAACGGGCCCGCCAAGCCCGUGGACCGGCGCAACACCAAGUACGUGUUCACGAUCAAGAUUGUCGAGGCCGAGGACCUCAAGGCGUGCGACCCGACGGGCACGAGCGACCCGUACGUCGUGCUGGGCGACGAGUACCAGAAGCGGCUGGCCAAGACGCGCAUCAUUAUGCGCAACCUCAACCCGCGCUGGGACGAGUCGGUCGAGAUCACGGUGUCGGGGCCGCUCAACAUUAUUGCCACGAUCUGGGACUACGACACCUUUGGCGACCACGACUUUGUGGGCCGUACGUCACUGAAGCUCGACCCGCUGCACUUUAGCGACUACCUGCCGCGCGAGUUCUGGCUGGACCUCGAUACGCAGGGCCGGCUGCUGCUGCGCGUCAGCAUGGAGGGUGAGCGCGAUGACAUCCAGUUCCACUUUGGCAAGGCGUUCCGCCACCUCAAGCGGACGGAGCGUGACAUGGUGCGCAAGGUCACGGACAAGCUGGUGGCGUACAUCAAUGCGUCGCUGUCGUACGAGGCCCUGAAGAGUCUGCUGAACCGAGGGUCGCUGCUCGCCACGUCCGUGGCGGCGCUGUGGCAGAAGCGCACCGCGUCCAAGACGCAGCCGCUGACGCAAGCCGACAUUGAGAACACGCUGCAGCCGCUGUUUACGUACUUUAACGAGAACUUUGCCAUUAUGAACCAGACGCUGACGCACGCCACCAUGAUGGCCGUCAUGACGCGGCUGUGGAAAGAGGCGCUCAUGGCCAUUGAGGGCCUGCUCGUCCCCCCUCUGUCCGAAAAGCCGUCCACGCAAAAGCCCCUGACACAGGCCGAGAUUGACGUCGUCUACAAGUGGCUCGAGAUGCUGUUUGACUUUUUCCACGCGCGCAACGACCACGGCGAGGUGCUGGGCGUGCCAGCCGACAUUCUCAAGUCGCCCAAGUACCACGAGCUCGCGUCGCUCAACUUUUUCUACUUUGAGACGACCGAGAAUCUGAUACGGACGUCGGAGCGCAUGGCCGCGGCCACGGCGCAGCGCGCCCAGCAGCAGCUGCAGCAGCAGCAGCAACAGCUCCCUGCCAACGGCAUCGUCCCGGGGCUGACCAUGUCGGGCCGGCACUUGUCGGCGCCGCCCGGGUUUGGCCCUGGCGCGGCCGGGGGUGGCGCGUUUGCCAGCAUGGGCACGAUUCGCCGCGGCAAGAGCAUCAUGAUGAGCCGCAACCUGGGCACGAUGCGGCGCGCCAAGGAAGAGAAGCGCAAGGACGCGCAGGCCGACCCGUCGGACGACAUGAUUCUGCGUAUUCUGCGGAUGCGGCCGGAGGCAGCAAUGUACCUCAAAGAGCGGCACCGGCAGAAGGAGCGCAUGGCGGCACACCAGGCGGCGGCGAUGAUUGUGCGCCAGAGCAUCAGCCAGGGGUGGACGGGCCCGGCGUUUGGCGGAGCCAUGUACAGCCGCAACAACCUACCGCUGCGGUAG